This is a messenger RNA of Cryptosporidium ubiquitum, 1134 nucleotides long. RefSeq lists its product as uncharacterized. NCBI's taxonomy places the organism in Eukaryota, Apicomplexa, Conoidasida, Eucoccidiorida, Cryptosporidiidae. Bases 1 to 1134 code for a protein of 377 amino acids. The transcript has a single exon. The record is from RefSeq and is a predicted model, not a curated record.
AUGGAGUUUUCAAGAUUUGUCCUUUUUUGUUAUAUUUUGGGAAUAAAACAAGCUCUUGGGGUGAAUGAUCUCUCGAGUUUUAUAGACUCUUCAAGUACUAUAGAUAAUUCUAUAUUCAAUGAAUAUGAACAAAGUAAAAAUGAAUACCAAAAAUCGGUUUUAAGUUCAGAAGUAAAUAAUAAUUUAGGCCGAGGUUUUCCAAGUAGUACUAGAGAUAACUCCAAUGAAAGUGAGCUAAAAGAUGGAUUUGUUGAAUUUAGUUCUAUAAGCUCUUCAUACCAUCCUAACUCAGAAUUUAGUGAAAAUUUAAGAUUGUUCUCAAACUUAUUGAUCUCGCCAAUUAUGGAUAAAAGUACAGCAAUACUAGGAGAAUUAUCAUUUAAGUAUUCGCUUGAUGGAAUCAGAAGUGAACUUAUUAAUGCCGAAAAUUAUUACUCACCUACAAAAUUAUUUAACAAACUCUUUGGCCCCAGAGGUGAGAAAAAUAAUACUAGAUUAUUAAGGUAUGGAUUUUUACACGCAUUGAUAAACGAGAUUAAUAACCACUUUCUAAAAGAAAUAGACUUCAAGUACAAAUUGCAUCGAGAAUUACUAACUGAUACGCUCAAGUAUGAAGAAUGCAUAGGUCUUUUUAAUGAUGCAAAUAAACAAAAUAAAGCUUUACUCACAAUGAUUAACAAAAGGAUAUUUGAAAUAAUUUGUGAUCAAGUAGCAAAUAAUAAUUCAUUUAUUAAAAUGCAAUCUUGGGAUAAUCAUAUAUCAAAAAUUAUUAAUCAUAUUCAAAAAAGCAUUCAUUCCAUAAGUGAAAAUUUCAACGUUAAACCAAAAGCAAUGAAAAUAAAUGAUUUUCCUGAAGUUCCAGAAAUUAAAGUAAGUGGUACUGACAUCAAACUCAGGUAUUUAAACAUCGUGAAAAGUAUUGAUGCAAUAAAGAAAAAAGAGCAUGUGCUAUUUAACAGUCUUAUUUUCACAAAAAAAAUGGCAGUUAGGAUUUCAACCCAAUACCUGCAAAACGGAAACGAAUUAGUUCAAAGAUGCAUAGAAAUAAUAAAGUUUGAGAAUCCUGCGUUAAUGAGGGAGAAGUAUCAAAGAGAAAAAUUAGAACAGAUAUGUAAAAUAUCAAUGGGCAGUUAA